Molecule: messenger RNA, 8538 nt
Organism: Caenorhabditis auriculariae
Lineage: Eukaryota; Metazoa; Nematoda; Chromadorea; Rhabditida; Rhabditidae
Source: the annotation of a GenBank genome assembly
AUGUCCACAGAAAAUACGCCGGAAAGCUCAAAAGUCGAAGCCGACAAGACCAUGCCGCAGGUUGUCAAUGUGUUCCAUUGAACUGAUGAAAUAAAGUUGCCAGAAUAUUAUAUCUGUGGUGGUAUGAAAAAAAGACCAGCGAAAAUUCAAACGGCGACUUUUCCGAUUUUUUCAUAUCGCUAGAGAACUUUCCGACGGCCACUUUUCCGACGGAUCCCUUUCCGACUUUUUUCCCUUAUCUUUUUUUCGGUUUUUUUAAAACAUCUAUUAACAUUUUUUUCCUAUUUCUUUGUGUUUUUAAUCAUCAACCAACUACCUACUUUAUGUAGGAAUAUUUAAAACGAAUAUUUUAUCGAGAAAAAAAGUCGGAAAAAGAUUCGUCGGAAAGGUGGCCGUCGGAAAGUUCCCUAGCGAUAUGAAAAAAUCGGAAAAGUCGCCAUUUGAAUUUUCGCUGUUCUUUUUUUCAUACCACCAUAUCUGUUUCCGCGCUAGCUUUCUUACCAGCUGCAGAACAAUUUUUUUCAAUUGGUCAUAAGAAAGACAAAUAUUCUUCCUAGGAUCUUCAGUAACUUCAAACUUUCACAGGUUGGAUUCAUAAUCGAGCAGGACGAGGGCAACAAAUGGCGCGUUUUGCGAAACGUUUAUUCCGGCCCGUUUUCCGACGUCUACAUUGUAUCAGAUGUAUGUAGGGUCAAAUUCUAAGCUUUCUAAGCUUUUUCGGGGUUUUUUCGCAUUACUUUUCUUCUAUUUAAAUUGGACCAUCUGUAAAUUUUCUACUGAAAACUUCGAAAAAAUUUGUGAAGCUGUUAAGAAUGACAUCAAUAUGUUAAACCUCACGCUUUCCUGGCUCUUCAUUCAUUAAACCACAAAAAGAUAGCGUUUCAAGGUGAAAAGCGGAGUUCGCUACGCGAUGAAAUGCGAAAAGACGAUGGAUAACGCGAGAUCCGUACUCCGAUUGGACGUGUUAGUUCUACGGGCCACGAUCGGAUUGGUCGGAUUCCCGCAUUUCAUCGCCGCCGGCAGAACUUUCAACUACAAGUGAAGCGAAAAUUUCCUCCAGGAAAUAUCGUAAUUUUUCAAGGUACUGUGUCAUGCAGUUGGUUGGCCCCGACUUGGGACGUUUGCGACGGACUCGGCCCGAUAAAAAGUAAAAAAAAAAAAUCAUUUCAACGACUUGAAAAAGUCUGACCUGUCUGCGACCUCUUUUCCCUCGUCGGCGAGGUCAUAGAAGCUGGAAAAUAUUAUGUAAAAACUGAGGAACUUCAGAGGGGCCCCUAUAGGGGCUCUUGGAGGGUCCCCGAUCACUUCACCAACCCCUAUAGGGACCAUUUAAACUUCCAAAAGUGGUCCCUACGGGGGCAUGCUAUUCGAUAUUUUUUAUGAACUCUAAGCAAAGAAGCAUGUCCAUGGGAAAAACUAAAUAAUAAAGCGUUUUUUGAAGGAAAUUGAAAGAGUCCCUAUAGGGUCCACUUGAGCUUUAGGGGCUAAGAGGUCAGACCCUAGACACCUAUAGGAACCACCUUAAUUUCGCCCCUAUAGGGGCCACUAUUUCGGCUCAAAUAGGAGUUUUUGCCCCUAACUCCUAUAGGGACCACUCUGGAAUUCUUAAGUAUAAACCUCAAAAACAGAUUUUUUCAAGUCGUGGCGAAUAAGGUAGUGAAGACCAGAGAAAAAGCAUUUUUUCAAGAUUUACAAUGGCGACGGCGCUCCGGAUUUUGGAUCAAACUCUGACGAGGCUCGAAAAUCUUCACGAUGCUGGCUGGCUUUGCAGGUUUAGGGUGGAAAAAAUUGAGAAAAUUAUUGAUUUCAAGUAGAAAAUUAGAGAGGUAUGAUAUGAGAGCUUGAAGAAAGUUGAGAGACAAAAAAAUAUUUAAAAAAAUUUUUUUAGCAAUUUUUAAAAAAAUUGAUCUUAGUGAUAUUUUUUUCUAUAAAAGAUUCUUGAUAGCUUUCAAAGAAGUUGGCUAUUUUUUUAAAAAAAUUAUUCUUGAAAAUGGCGAUUUUUUUGGCGCCUCUUUUUUUCUCGAUUUUUUUGCACAUUUUUCAUCAUGUUUUUAUGGCCCUAAUUCAAGUUUAAAGUUUAGAUUAGAACUAUUAGGCGUGAAAUUGAGAUUCAUCCAGGUUUUAAUCCGUUUCCCGUCGUACCAAGACCUUUUUUUUCGGAAUGGUGACCUUUUUGAAAAGGAUACUUUUACAGUUAUAAAAUGAUUCAAAUAAGCGGGUUGAAAUAAUUGAGCAAUCUUGGGAUUUCAGUUCUUGUAACUGAUAAAAUGAAACCUGAAAAAAUUCAAAAAAAUUUUAAUAUAGAGACGUGAAAGCUCCGAAUUUUGCGAUUGGACUGGACACCGACGAAUCGACGAUUUUCAUGCUCGACUUUGGCUUUGCCAGGAAAUUCAAGUGAUUUUCCUAUCACAAACGGAUAACGUUUCUCUCAUUGUAACGUCCUUGGUCACAUUUGCAAUGGUUCCCAUGGCGUUUUUUUUAGGAGAUAUUCGCCCAUAGUUUUUGCGUAAAGUGUAGUUUGUCGUGUGCAUGCACCGCGGCGCUCUCGCACAUGCUACGUUCAAAGUAAUAUUCGCGAAAUUCAAAAUCAUCUGAUAUUCGGAAAUUCAGUUAUAUUUUCCACUAUCUGAAGAUUAUUUUGAAUUUGGCUAGAUCACUUUGAACACGGCAUGUAUUCAAAAAAAAAACGAAACAGAAAAAUCGCGUUUUUUUAAAAGAAUAAAUAUAGUCGUCUCAUGACCCAUCGAACAUGCGCCUUUAAUAUUUCCUGCUUUUACGCGUUUUCCCCAUGACGGGACGUGGGAACGGCGGAAGUUUUGACCACGCCCCCUCAAUUUUUGGUUUUGCAUUUUCUUCCACUAUCAAAAACGCCGUGUGCACCCGACCAUGAAACGACUUUAAAAAUCGGUCAAACUUGAAAAAAUAUGUAUAGUCUGUUCAGAUUUUGAUUGUCAAGCCCAAUGACGGCAUUCAAAAUGCCUCUCUGAUUGGCUUCUUGAGGAAUUAGGGGCGGAGCUUGAGGCUUGACGUUAAAAUCCUGAACAGGCUAAAACCGCGACAACGACGCAUUGAGUCAUUCCAUGGUUAUAGCCUUUCCGAAAAUUCUUUGCUGGGAUAUUUAGAAGUGAUGGAAUUUUUCAUGAUGUUUCAUAUUCCUCUAGACCUUUUUAAAAUUUCUCUAUGCUCCUUUAAACUCUAGGAAAGACCUUUUGAAACAAAAGUCGGCCCUGAGAAAGAUUAUCAACUUUCUAGAGACUCUGACGGAAAAGUGAUCCCACCAAGAGCGGCAGCCGCCUUGAUGGGCACAUUUCAGUACUGCGCAGUCUCCGCCCACUCUCACAAGGACCAAUCGGCGAAGGACGACCUGGAGAGCUGGUUCUACAUGGCUAUUGAGCUACUUAAAGGCAAGGAUUUAUAAAGAACGUUUGAGGGAAAAUGAAGUGGUCACUUUAGUAGCUACUUGGCUUUUUUUUUCUUUUUGGCCAUUGGUACAUGCUAAGCAAUUGAUAAGAUGCUGGAUAGUUUCCUGGGAAAGUGGCCACUUAAGAGGUUCCUCAAGAACUCCAAAGCGCCCACUACAACCGCCGUACCAACAAUUCUGCUCUAAGUGGCUACUAGAGUAGUUUUUAGGAGACUAGUAGAACCACUUAGGCUUUUAAAGCGGUCACUAACCGGACUUCUAUGGUGGCCACUCAAACUUCGAAAACCCUAAAGUGGCCACUAAAAGUUUUCCCAGUUCAAGCUAAUAACUCAUUUUCAAAGUUCCUCCCUUGAAUGACCUUUGGCUAUUUUCUAAGAAGACUUCUCAUGAUUUUUUCAGUGAUAUAGAAAGAAUUCCAGGCCCACUGCCCUGGGCGGCGAUCGACGGCCGAAAAAAUCAUAAAUUGAUUGGCGAGCAAAAACAGUUGAUCCGGAGCGAACCGGCCAAAAGUACCUUCUUUUCGGGAGUUCCUAUCCAAUUUCAAGAGAUUCUACAGUUGAUUGAUGGCACUGGGUGAGAAACAGGAAAUUGAACUUGGAUCUUUCUUAAAAAUUGUUUUUUGAAAGUGGUAGCCUAUAGGCUUAUGAGUUAGAACCAUAAAUUAUAAUUAAAACGUGAUUUUUUGCUUUUUUCCAAGAAAUUUUAUAUGAAGAUAAUCUAUUGAACUUUUAUGUUUAUGAAUUUUAGCGCAUUUCAAAAAUUAAAGUGGGAAAAAUUGGGUUAAUGGAGUUCACAACGAAUUACGAGGGCUAAAAAUUUGAAUAAUAUUUUCAAGAUUCUCUCAAAAAAAUCAUUUAUAUAAUUCUCUCUCCAACAGCUUGUACGUUUCAUCUGCCGUUUUAAAUGGCGGAGUGAUAAUCUGUUUAUUAAUGUCGUUUUUUAGUCUUCUUAAUUAUGAAUAAAUAUGAGUAAUUGAUCUUUAAUAGCCCAUUCCUCUUUAACUUUUCACCAUUUUCGUUUUUCCUCCGAGCUACAGAACCCUUCCCUUCGAUUUGCGUGGCUUGACUAGGUAUAUGUGCCUUUAAUUCAGUCUUAGAAUAUCCAUUGUUUUAAAGGAGCAUGCGCAGAGACUGGCCGAGCGCAUUGAAGGGAAGAAUUUUCCUCUUAUAUAUCUGGUCCACGGCUGACUUGAGUUAUCGAAAAAGGGUCCUGAAACGAUAAAAGAAGAGAUAGUGUCUGGUUGUGGAGAGCGCAGGCAGGCCACGCCCCCUCAGCGUCUCAAGAUAGACGUGAAUCGGCUGUAUUAAAGGCGCAUGUACAGAACCAGGAAUCGAAGUAAUGAUUUUUUUUUCUAUAAGUUUCUCUUAAAUUAAAGGCGCAUAAACAGAGACAGUUCACGCAUCCCGAAGCGAUGGGCUGUGGAGCUCGGAGUAAAAAAAAACUAACGCUAUAGCCGAUUCACGGCUAGCUUGGGACGCUUAGGGGCGUGGCCUGUCUGAGCUCUCUCCGAUCCAGGUACGUCUCUUUCCUUAUCGUGUCAGGACCUUUUCUUCGAUGGCUCAAGCUAACCGUGAAUCAGAUAUAAAUGAACCUUAAUUCAAAAACUGAUUAAAAAAAAAGAUUAUUUUGAGAUUCUCCGACCGGCCCUGUUACGCUCGUUUGAGGGAACUCCUCCAUCAGGCGGCUUUUUCGAAUUCCGUCACUUUGCGGGAACCUUUUGAUUGGGAGGUUUAGGCAGUGAAAAAAAAAUUAUUGAAGCUUCGAAAAACUCACUUCAUCAUCAUCAUCAAAAUUUAUGGGUUGUUUUAGUCACAUUCCAAAGCAUCAUUAAUGUUUCUAAUAGUGGAUCUUAGCGUAUUUUUUGACAUUAGUAUUUCAGAAAAAGCGUUAGAAAAUUAUCGAUUUUCAGAUUGGGCUUUAGGGCCAACAGAACGAAGAAAUGAGUUCUAAUAAAACGAGGAUUUUUUUUAGAACAACCAACGGAUGCAAAAUAAAGCAGAUUUCGUCGGUGAACUCGGGGAAUCCAACUUGGCUUCGGCUCGGCUCGACGCGAAAAGUAAUCACUUAAAUGUAAAUGUAUCCGUCAAAUUGCGUGUACCAAGGCGCAUGAAUACGUAUACUAACUUCUGAGAAAAAGACAGAAAAAUGAAAAAUGAAAUUUGAAAUGAUAGAGAAACCACAAAAUCGACUUUUUGUAGAUUUUUUUUUUUUAGUUUCUUCUGUCGUUUUUUUUUCAUUAUCUGUUUAGAUUUUAAAUGUCGAGUAAAAUGACUUCAUUCGAAUAGACUCUGUGGAUAGCUCGCUCUCUGAUUGGUUUAUCGCGCCAUUAGGGGCGGAGCUUGACGACUUGACAAAAAAAAACCUGUCAUCUAGUGAUGUCGUGUCCGAAGAAGUUCGGCGGUAAACUCGAAAUUUUCUCUCAAUUCUUAGAAAUUAGCCAUUUUUUUCCCUAUCCUAUGCAGUGUUCAAAGUGAAUCCGCAAAAUUCAAAAUAGCCGGCAAAGAAAUAAAAAGAUAAUCGAAUAUUGGAGACGCAGAGAUUUCGCGGAAAUAAACUCGGACACGGCAUGUGCGAGAGCGUCGCAGUGCAUGCACACGACACACUACACUUUACGGAAAAAUGAAUAUUUUGUAGAUUUUGGCGAAUCAAAAAAAAUUUUUUUCAUGAACUUUGAAGUUAUAGCCCCGGAAUUCAAAACAAAAAAAUACUAGAAUUUUUUUUCAGAUAGUCAUGACUUGAUCAUGGAGGUUGAAUUUGAAAAUGCCGAGGAAAUAACGUCGCCGUAAGUUUUUUAAUGAAAAUGAGAAAAAUAUUUUUUUUUGAGAAAACCACUCGUCACACCGGCCCCAGUCGAGCCAGAAGUCCGCAAAAAAAGAACCUCAUGAAGAGUUUUUUUGUUUUCUUGGUUAUUUUUCAGAGAUUUGAUAUUCUAGAACUAAACCAGUUUUGCUGGCUUCGGUGCCGCCAAUAGCCGUGCCAGUACAAGUUCCGAAUUUAGGGCCGACACAUGCAAAUUUGAUCAGUACGGCGGCAAAAGAGUGAGUUUCAAUAAAUGUCGGACACUUGUAAAAAUCGAACACUUUAGAAAAAAUAGUGUUUUUUGUUGAUGGAAAGGUGAACAGCGUGCAUAUAGUUGUUAUAGAGCAUUCAAUAGACUAUUAGAUCUUUUUUAGGCCCAGACGGAAAAAUUUUACUAAUUUUCAGCUCUCUUAAGUCACGCGAAAAGUUUUGAAACAAAAAAAAAUAACAUGUGAUUGAGAGAGGAUCAGAUAUUUGUGUGGAAUGUCCCGGAUCAGCUUCUUACUCACUUUAGUUUUCAAACUUAUACCGUCCUUAAGGCCCAAAUUUUUCCUUAGUUUGAAAUUUUUCUGAAGUUUUUUGAGAUUAUAGUUAUUCAAGGAUUAUCAAGCUCACACUUUUGAAUUUCUUUUGUCUCUGAAACAUGAACUUAGGACACCUACAGCCAAAGAUAUGAUUUUUUGACCUUAAGUUAAGGUUUUUCCUUAAUUGGCUUUGUAUUGCUUUCUAAAAGAACUAACUGAGAAAUCGGCAGAGAAUAUGAUUUUUCUUCAAUUUGAAAAAAAAAACUAGAAAAAAUUUUGCUGAAAGUUGAAAGUGAAUGAUCAGAAAAAGGGGAAAAAGUUUCCAAAAUUUAAAAAUUUCUGCUUUUAGCAAUCCAGUCGUGUCCACCCCGCCGAGUGAGCCAGAACCGCACAAAAAAGAGCCUCAAGAAGAGUUUUUAGCUUUUCAAGUUGUCUCGAUUAAAUUGAGAAUUUUAGAGUUAAACCGGUUUUAUUGGCAUCGGUGGCGCCGAUAGUCUUGCCCGUUCAAAUCCCGAAUUUGGGACCCGCCCUUGCGAAUAUUAUCAGUACGGCAAAAGAGUGAGUUGGACUAGUUUGAAAAUCGAGGAAACUCGUAAAAUGCGGAUACUUUGGGAAAAUGUUAAUUUAAGUUGUUAUUGUUGCAAGUGAUGAUAAGAGUGUUGAAAAUUGCUUGAAAUUUUGCCCUCUGUGUGCCACGACUUGAAAUUUCACGGAACGACAUUCCGCUGUUCCGCUGCGUGCGUUCGCGAAGCGUCUUUCGAAUCUAGGUCACACUUUCAAUUGAUUGUUAUUGCUGUGGACGCACAUGAAAGUAGAGUACCUUAAUCAAAGGAAAAAAAAAAUUAAAAGCGCGACCAAAGCUCGCAAAAGCGCACAGCGGAACAGCGGAAUGUCGUUUGGUGAAAUUCCAAGUCGUGGUACACAGGCUAUAACGUUCUCAAAGCUUUGAGAGUUUGAAUAGCUUCUGUAUGAUAAAAUUUUAGAACCUGAAAAUUAUUUUUUUCGGCGUUUAUAAGGAUCAUUCAAACAUUUCUUGAAACCUUCUACCGUCUCAAUUUUUUUUUUCGUGCUCCGAGGACCCGCAAAUUUGAAAAUGUGUACAAAAUGUAGAAAAUGAGUGAAAAAAUUGCGCUCGCCCCUUCUCAUCAGCUGCUCUGCUAUUUAUUAUUUUUAGACUCUUGAGACAGUCGCCGAUCCUAAGGGAGCGCAGGAAAGAGAAGCAAGAAGAAGAAGCCAAAAAGUAGGAUUUUUUUUUUCUGCUCAUUGAAAAGAGUUGAGUCAGGAGCAUUUGCGCUCUAUUGAACAACUUUCCGGAUUUUCCGAAGAACUGAGGCAAUAACUUAGGAACCAUAGAGUGGUCCUUAUAGGGGCAACUUUAAGACCUUGAAAACCUUCCAGAGAUCGCUCCACCAACUCCUAUAGGGGACACUAAAGCUGGAAAAAGUGGUCCCUACAUGCUAUUGAAUAAUUGUCAUGAACUCUAAGCGAAGAAGCAUUUCCAUGGGAAAAAACUGAAUAAGUAUCUUUUUUGAAUGAAAUUGAAAGACCCCUUUAGGGACCACUUGAGCCUUAGGGGUCAGACCCUAAACCCCUAUAGGGACCACUUUUUCGCCCCAUUUAGUGGCUCUUUUCUCCCCUGACCCUAUAGGGACCACUCGGAAAUACCUAAGACUGAUCUCUUCCAAUGACUCAACCCCUUAUCAUGAUCAAAAUCAAUCAAUAAUUGAUUUUUCUAGGACUGGAAGCUCAACGGACCACAGUCAUGAUCAAUCCUCGACCAGUGACGAUAACUAA